AUGCCGCGCAAGACGGUCUUUGUGCACAACGUGAGCGGCUACGUCGGCUCACACCUGUCGAAGCGGUUCGCCGACCGGAAUGCGGGCUCGCAAGAGGACGGCGAGCAGGAGGAGUGGGAGGUGAUCGGAACGCUCGCCUCGGCCUCCGAGACCAAGCCUCACUGGGUGGCGAGGACGGUGGAGCCCACUCCAGAGGGGCUUGAAGCGGCCUUCCUCGAGGCGGACAUGACGGUUCUGGACUGCCUCAAUGCGCUCGAGCUCGCCGAGAUGCAGCUCGCAGCGAUCCCGCCGGCCGAUCGCAUCCCAGAGCCAAAGGUGCUCGUCGGCGUCUCGUCGGUGAUGACCUGGACACGCACAACAAUUGACGAGAGCGCUCCGGAGGAGCCGCUGACAGAGGCCGAGUACAAGCGCCGCCGGCCGCAGGUCAAUUUCAAGGAGCUGCUGGCGCUCGAGAAGCUCGUGACGAAGAGCCAGCGCGACGGGGCACUGCGGACGCACGUGGUGGCGGCCGGCCUCACGUAUGGCGGAGGGGAGGGGGUGCUCCACCCGCUAUUCAAGCGCGCGUGGAGCGGAGAAGCACUGCCGCUGCUGACGCUUGGCGACGCCUCCAACCUGCUCCCAACCAUCCACGUCGCUGACCUCUGCUCCGUCGUCGAGUCGCUGCUGCCGGCGGACCCCGCCAAGCCGUACCUCGUCGCGGUGGACGCGGGGCAGCAGCAGCAGGAGCCGCAGACGCUGGCGGCGGUGACCGAGGCGCUCUCGAAGGAGCUCGGCACGGGUUUGGUGGCACCCAUGACGCAGGACCAGGUCUUCACCACCAAGGACUAUCAGUUCUUCCAGGCUGGCAUCCGGCUGCGGCCGGCGGCGGUCGAUGAGCUCGGCUUUUCGUGGCACUCGCGGGAGGGCGUGCUGGCGAACAUGCCCUCGGUGGUGCGGGAGUACCGCGAGGCGCGCAAGGUCAGCCCGCUGCGCCUGCUCGUCCACGGCAACGACGACCUUGCCGUGGGCGCCCUCGCCGCCGCGGUGGCGGAGGAGUACCGGCUGCCGCUGGUCCGCGCCCCGUCGGCUCUCGCGGCGGCGGCAGAGGGCGACGACGAGCUCGGCGCAGAGGUGAAGGCGGCCGGCGGGACGGUGUCGGACGAGACGCUCGCAAAGGUCCUCGCGCGGGAGCUCACAUCGCUCGGGUGCCGGAACCAGGGCUACAUCCUAGAGGGGUGCCUCCAGACGCUCGCCCAGGCGCAGCUGCUCUUCCCCGAGGCUGCGCCUGGCGAGGGCGAGGAGCCGCCGGCAGCCGAGGCGGAAGGGGAGGAGGGUGCGGCUGCGCCCGCGACGAAGGCCGCCGCCCCCGAAUUUGUGAUUGUCCUCGAGGCCUCCCAGGAGGAGGUGCUGCGGAAGCAGCAGCAGGGCACGGAUGAGGAGAGCCUCGCCGCUCGGCUCGCGACCUACGAGACGCACAACGCGGAGGGCAGCGAGACGUCCCCGCUCGCGCACCCCGCGCUCGCCGCCCAGCGGGAGCGGGAGCUGCUCGAGGUGCGCUCCCAGCCGCUCCGCCACUACCUGAUGGCCAACGUGAUCCCCACACUUACGGAGGGCAUCAUCGAGGUUUGCAAGAUCAAGCCCGAGGACCCGGUCGACUACCUCGCCGAGUGGCUCCUCAAGCGGAGCCCCGUGGACGGCCCCGCCGGCGACCCCGACGACGCCAUAGCGGCCUAG
Emiliania huxleyi CCMP1516 is the source of this 1713-nucleotide messenger RNA. RefSeq lists its product as hypothetical. The coding region runs from base 1 to 1713 and encodes 570 amino acids. The transcript is spliced from 2 exons. The record is from RefSeq and is a predicted model, not a curated record. NCBI's taxonomy places the organism in Eukaryota, Haptophyta, Isochrysidales, Noelaerhabdaceae.